CUGUUGCUCCCAAGCUUAGGAGACACAGAUAGCUCAGACAACACACUGGGCUGGGGCAGCAGGGGUAAACAUCUAGGUAACACACAGUAGAUGCAUUACCAAAGAGGAAGACGGAACAAAAUCGCCUGCCACUUCAACUGGACCCCUUCGAAAGAUGAGAGGAGAGAGUAAGAGAAUACGCACAUUGAGAGAAGUCCUCCAUGGAGCUUGAUGGGACUUUAAUGAGUUGCAGCCAAGGAAGACUCUUCCUGCAACCCCGGUCUUCCUUUAAAACCCUUUUGCAUCUUCAACUUUGCUGAAAAAGUGGCAUGGAACACUGCGGAUAUCUCUGAAAGUUUUUCUGAAGGAAAAAAUUAGUAGAGAUUACAAAAUUAUUUGGUCAAGAACUCAAAGCCUUCUUUUCAUUUUAGGGACGUUAAUCAGAGAACAAACUGAAAAAAGACAAGAUAGAUAGAAGGUUUGGUUUCAGAGCUCCUUACCGACCACCCCAUUACUCAUUUAACUUGAAUCUUAGGGUUGGCGAGGGUCGCUAAAGAAGCGAUGGAAUCCACAGAGGGUGCUCAGGAGACAAUAGUAAGCGAGGCUCUGAUUCAGUUCAGGGCCACCUUACAAGCUGCAGUAAGGGAGGUGCACGUGGAUGUAAGUGCUUUCAAGCAGCGCAUAGAGCAGAAGAUUGAGGAGCUGUGCAUUUCCAACGGACCCUUGGCCGGGGCGGUGACCAGGCUGCAGGAGGAGAACCUGCAGCUCAGGGCAAAGCUGGAGGCCCUCAGCCGCCUGGUGGAGGGUCUCGUCGGGGUAAAGGUCGAGAGGGGUCCUGCUGAAGUGAAGGACGCGAAGGAUAGUAUAGAGAAUGGACAUGCACUGAUACAGCCCAAGACCCAGGAAGACCUGACAGGUCUGGUUAAUUCUGGAAGAUCAGAGAACAGCCAGUCAAGUCAGUCCACUUCCACAUACUCUGAACCAUCAGGUUCAAGUGGAGGAUCAAGCCAUGCCGCUGCUGCUGCUGCUGCUCCCAGCAGCUCCCCAGCUCCUCCUCCAUGGAGAGCAAAGAGACAUGCUGAAAUUAACGGCACUGAUGCAAAAGGAGAGAAAAAUGUUGCCACAACUGCACAAGAGAAUGGGAACCAAGAAAGCUCAUCACUGGACUCUGAUGCAGCCCAAUCUGUUGAAGCUGCUCCCCAGUCCCACCGGCCUCUCACCGCCAUCACGUUACCAAACUCAGAGUCUUCGGCCAUAACGAACUCUCUUCAGUCUACCGCGGAAACGCCCAACGUGCCUGACCAGGAAGAAUCAGGUCUUCUGAUCAAACCCCAUCAUCCCCUCACUGCAAUGACAAAAGCCAGCUCCGAAGCGCCUCCUCAGUCUCCUGCCUCUGUUCCCAACGCAACCAAAGAAACUCCAGUAAAAUCAGUAGAGUCUCCUGCUAAAUGUGGUGCUGAAGAACCCCAGCCCCAUCUUCCCAUCACUGCCAUGACAACCAAACCCAGUCCAGAGGGUCUGAUUGCCACCAAACCUGCCCAGUGUCCAGCAUCGGUGCCUAAAGCAGCUGGUCAUUCUACAGCAGAAGCUCCAACUGGGGAAGCAAGGGAACAUGUUUCAAGAGGCACAUCUGGAGCAAAGGAGCUGAGGUCCCAGGUAUCCCAGGAGCAGUCAGGCUCUGUAUCUCAGGCUUUGGCCCAUCUUCCUCUCACAGCUGUGUCCAAAAGCAGCUCUGAGAUUUCAAUACCAGAAUCCCAGACGAUAAAGCCAGGCGGAUAUCCAUUCAGACGCGACGCCACUGAACCCAAGCCACACUUGGCUGUCUCUGCCAUGACCACACCCAACACAGAGUCUUCAUCAUCUGCUAUAACAGCUCAGUCCCCAAGUCUUUCAGCAUCACAGGAAUCAGUAAAACCUGGGGAAUAUCCCUUUAAGCGGGUACCAAUUCUCAAGACACCCAGUCCCAGUCUAAAGAGAAGUGUGAGCUUUCCUCAGCCUGCAGAAAAAUUACUUCCCUCCAAAUCAGUCAUAAAAUCUGGUUUCUCACCUAAUUUGGACAAGAAAGUGAACAAGGCAGGGGGGGUUGAGUUUAAGCAGGAUGUGAUGAAAUCACAAACGCUUCCACGCUCCAAUGGGGCUCAGGCCAAACGGGCCCUCUUUGAGAGGAUGAACUCAGAGCCUACAAAACCAAAGGAUUCCAAGCCUAAACUGAAGCGCUCUCAGAGUUUUGGAGUGUCCAGUGCCAGCGGUAUAAAACAGAUUCUCUUGGAGUGGUGCCGCUCAAAAACCAUUGGCUAUCAGAACAUAGAUAUCCAGAACUUCUCGUCCAGCUGGAGUGAUGGGAUGGCUUUCUGUGCUCUGGUCCACUCUUUUUUCCCUCUGGAGUUUGAUUACAACACGCUGGAACCUGCAAACCGCAAACACAACCUCCAGCUGGCCUUCACCACCGCAGAGGAGCAGGCUGACUGUCUCCGUCUGAUCGAGGUGGAGGACAUGAUGCUUAUGGGGGAAAAGCCAGAUCCCAUGUGUGUGUUUACAUACGUCCAGUCCCUCUACAACCACCUGAAGAAGUUUGAAUAACUCUGUAUCAGAGUAGAUUACAAAGCCUAGAUGUUAUUAACCACAGUGUGUCAUGAACACUUUGAAUGAGCAGACUAAUUAGCCUCAAACAAAUAGGAAAUCACUGUUGUUCAAAUCACAUAAACAACAACUUUAGCGUUUGACAAAUAUUUUUCUCUGCCAAAUAAAUAUGUUGAUCAGUUUUAUACUGUAUGUGUGUAUUCACCCUAUUUUCUUCAGAAUGCAUAAUGGACUGACACUGAUUCUUAAAAUGCAGUUUCUUAUGACAUGUAUUGUGAGGUGUGUUGCUGUAUUUACAAAAGGGAGGUUGGUUUUUGUGUACUUCUCAAAUCAGUAACAAAGAUGGGAAGAUUACCUCUCAGUUAAAAAAAUAUAUGAUAGUUUGUAAUAACUGCUGUUGCUGUAAAUUGAGUCCUGCCUGAGUCUUGUGACAAAAUAAAGCAGUUUUCUAAUA
This is a messenger RNA of Siniperca chuatsi (mandarin fish), 3013 nucleotides long. RefSeq names its product smoothelin-like protein 1. Gene Ontology annotation, molecular function: protein binding. Gene Ontology annotation, biological process: actin cytoskeleton organization. Bases 541 to 2559 code for a protein of 672 amino acids. Gene Ontology annotation, cellular component: microtubule organizing center; filamentous actin. Lineage: Eukaryota; Metazoa; Chordata; Actinopteri; Centrarchiformes; Sinipercidae. The transcript has 14 exons. The record is from RefSeq and is a predicted model, not a curated record.